Messenger RNA from Rhincodon typus (whale shark), 1658 nucleotides. RefSeq names its product cyclin-dependent kinase inhibitor 1Cb (gene cdkn1cb). NCBI's taxonomy places the organism in Eukaryota, Metazoa, Chordata, Chondrichthyes, Orectolobiformes, Rhincodontidae. Gene Ontology annotation, cellular component: nucleus. Gene Ontology annotation, biological process: regulation of cell cycle. The transcript has 3 exons. The record is from RefSeq and is a predicted model, not a curated record. Gene Ontology annotation, molecular function: cyclin-dependent protein serine/threonine kinase inhibitor activity. The coding region runs from base 250 to 882 and encodes 210 amino acids.
CGGGGAGGCACUGGGCACAAACAUCGCAAACGCGGCGCAGUGGUAGCUGGGGUAAUAACUUGCAUUGUAGAAGAAGACAUAGGGAAAAAGAGAGAAAAUUCUUUUUUUCCUUCAUUACCUACCACUCCCUACUGUUUGCAGAAUUCCCUCCUCUAUUCCCUGCCCUCCCCCCUCCUCCUGCUAUUCAUUCCCCUCCCCCUCUCUUGUUGUUGCUGUUGUUACAAUUGCUACUCUCUCGGAGAGAGGGUCAUGUCUAGCGUGCAGCCGCAGCAGCUCCCCGGCGGCUGCCUGGAGAGGAUGGCGGCCAGGAGGACGUACCCCCUCCACGCCAGGACGGCGGUCUGCCGGAGCCUCUUCGGCCCGAUCGACCACGACGAGUUGCGGCGGGAGACCAAGAGCAAGCUGCGGGAGAUCAGCGAGCGGGACCGCAGGCGGUGGAAUUUCAACUUCGCCACCGACACGCCGCUGCAGGGGGGCGAGUACGAGUGGGAAGAAGGCGGCGACGAUGUGCCCGCUUUCUACCGCGAGAGCGUGCACCGGAGCAAGCCGCGGCUCCAGUGCCCCGUCCCGGAGUCCUGUCAUUCGGGCACCGACGGCAGCGACCCCGCCGCCGCGCUGGACGGCAAUGCGGACUCAGCCGGCCUGGCCCACCGCUUGUUAGGGCUAGAAGGCAACGAGACCAACCAAGAGAACCGCACGGAUAACUUGCACUCAGGAAUCAAAGCGGGCAGAGCGCCCUGUUUGCGCAAAAGGAACUCCACAGCACGAAUCACAGAUUUUUUCGCCAAGCGAAAGAAGACGGUCGGAUCUAAAGCUUCCAGUGAGAACGCGUCUCUCUCGGGGGUGCCCGGGGAACAGACUCCGCGGAAGAGAAUACGAUAAAAGAGAAGGAAGGGGCAAAACCCAGAAGGACAAAACAAAAAAAAAUAUUUGCACUCCACUUUUUUUUUAAAUAAAAAGACGAAUUGAUCAAUAAAAGAAGUGGCUGACGGCGACGAUCACCAUCUUGACUACUCCUCAGACUUUGCAAAAAGCAUAGGACACUGAUCCAGGAAUUCCGAAGAGCGAAGGGGACUCGCCGUCUUUCGGUUUUUUUUUAUACGGAAUAAACACACAGUACAUGUAGCAACCCAACCUCCAGUGGCACUCCCACUGCAGCAGUGUUAAGGAACACAGCGUGCAAUUUCAACUUUUUUUGCAUUGUGUCUACACUGUCCAAAGUGUAAACGUUUCACAAUGAGUAUAUUACGGGCAAAAAUAAGUUCUAAGUAGUUCUGCUGAUUAUAUCGCAGUACGACUCCAGAUGUAUAUUUGUAAAAUACAAAGGCUUAUACUAACUUAUAUUUCCUAUUUAUGUUAAGAAUGGUUUGGACCAGUUGUGACACCCAAUUGUCCCCUAACAAAGGGAACUAAAAGAGUAAUCUUGACUCGCUUUAUUUACAAACUAUGUAAUUUUUUUAUUUUUUUAGUAUGUGCCUUGCGUUCACAUCUUGUUUGUAUCUAAAAUGUUUAGGUUACUUGAAGGUGAGCAUAGGUCCCAUGUUUUGGUUUCUGAGCCGUUUAAUGUACCACUGCCACGUUUGUGUGUUGGUAAAAAUUUUGGAAUUACAAAGUGCAUUUCUUGUUUCCGCUGAAUAAACGAAUACAGUUUAAUUAUG